AUGGUGGAAGCAAUCAGAUGUUAUUCAUGUGCAAAUGAUUUUAUUGUUUGGCACUGGAGACAUUUCUUUUUGAAACGAAAUUAUGGUAUUACAGCAAGUGACCAGAGCUGUGCUAAAUCGGAUUAUACACCUGAAAUAACGCAACUUUGUCCCUCAACCUGUUUCAUUAUGUAUCUGAAUGGUACCAACCGGCACAAUGGAGUAGUCACUAUUCUUGGAACCGUUCGCGGUUGUUCUUCGCAGUUCCUAACCAGAGACCAGCACUCGCAAAUAGGUCUUGGCCCACAUUCACGUGUUUCUCAAAUCGGCAAUUAUUUAUCAUCUGAAUUUGAUAUGUACGACAUAGCAGAACAUUGGUGUUUCUGUGCAACUGAUCAGUGCAAUGAGAAAAGUUGCUACAGUGCAAAUUCAUAUUCUGAAUCCACGUCAAAGCGACGUCAGCACUUUUUCGAUAAGUAUUUUUCCACCGAUGCUUCCAAUCAACCAACUUUAAGCUUAUACUUAAUCAUUUAUUUGUUAUCUACAACAACUAUGUGA
Messenger RNA from Brugia pahangi, 537 nucleotides. NCBI's taxonomy places the organism in Eukaryota, Metazoa, Nematoda, Chromadorea, Rhabditida, Onchocercidae. The record is from the annotation of a GenBank genome assembly.